AUGGUGACCUGCGAGGUAAGGUUACCAGAGUAUCAAAACCCAUGUGUGGUUUCUUUUGUGUAUGCCUCAAAUGAAGCUGUGGUUAGGAGAGCUUUAUGGGCGGACAUCAUUGCGUUGUCUUCGGACCAAAGAGUUAGGGGAAAAAGCUGGAUAUUGCUAGGAGAUUUUAACCAGGUUCUUAGGCCUAGUGAACACUAUCCAGCUCCUUCUCUUAAUGUCAACAGAGCAAGCAGGGAGCUAAAUGAUUGCCUCUUAGAUGCUGCUUUGUCUGACCUUACUUUCAGGGGAUGCUCUUUCACUUGGUGGAAUAGGAGAAGCACUGGUGCAGUGGCCAAAAAGCUCGACAGAGUUCUUGUAAAUGAUCAGUGGGAUUUGGAUUUCCCAUCAGCUUUUGCUAAUUUUGGUGAACCUUCCUUCUCCGAUCAUGCGUCUUGUGAGGUGUCCCUGCAACAUGUUAUUCAGAGAGCAAAGAAGCCUUUUAAGUUUUUUAACUUCCUUCUGCAAAACAACGACUUUGUCCCGAUGAUUGCCAAUCAGUGGUUCUCUCUUAAUGUUGUGGGAUCGGAUAUGUUUAGGCUGUCUAAGAAGUUGAAAGCUCUGAAAAACCCAAUAAGAACUUUCACUAAAUCCAACUUCUCCGACCUAGAAAAAAGAACUGCGGAAGCACAUGAAGAGGUAAUCCAUGCUCAGAGCUUAUUAUUAUCUAAUCCGUCCAGUUCUCUUGCAGAGAGAGAAAUUGAGGCAACGAGAAAAUGGCAUAUAUUGGUCAAAGCUGAGGAAGCGUUUCUCCAACAGAAAUCUCGUGUUUCAUGGCUCAGAGAAGGUGACUCCAACUCGGCUUACUUUCACAGAAUGGUAGCUACAAGAACCUCGAUCAAUCAUAUCCACUACCUCCAGGAUUCAGCGGGCACCAGAUUUGAUUCCCAGCCUGAAAUUCAAGGUCAUUGUGUAGAUUACUUCGCUGAGUUGCUCGGCGGUGUAGUGAGCCAGUCCUUGUUUCUCCAAGAGGAUAUAUCAGCUCUGUUAGCUUCAGACUGUUCACUCGAGCAAAAUGCAAUGUUGAUAAGUGAAUUUUCGAGCCAGAAAAUUAAAGAUGCUUUCUUCUCUCUCCCUAGAAACAAGACUUGCGGACCUGAUGGGUUUACUGCAGAAUUCUUUAUAAGCUGUUGGAACUUUAUCGGGCCAGAAGUGAUCGCAGCAGUAAAAGAGUUCUUUAGAUCAGGCAAGAUCCUUAAGCAGUGGAAUGCAACAUCGCUGGUAUUAAUUCCAAAAGUGACCAACGCUGUUUCCACCAAGGACUUUCGACCAAUCUCCUGUCUUAACACGGUGUAUAAGGUAAUAUCCAAGCUGUUGGCGUCGAGAUUGCAACAGGUUCUCUCUUCAGUUAUCUCUCAUUCUCAGUCUGCGUUUAUGCCGGGAAGACUUCUUGCUGAAAAUGUGUUGCUUGCCACGGAAAUUGUUCACGGCUAUAAUCGGAGAAACAUAGACCCAAGGGCAAUGCUCAAAGUUGACUUGAGAAAAGCUUUUGACACUGUGCGCUGGGACUUUGUGGAGGCUACUCUGAAGGGUUUACACUUACCUCAGAAAUUCAUAGACUGGAUCCUAGAAUGUAUUUCAACGCCAACCUUCUCUGUGGUGGUUAAUGGUCAGUCUAGUGGGUUUUUUAAAAGUACAAAGGGGUUGAGGCAAGGAGAUUCUCUCUCACCGUAUCUAUUUGUGCUAACCAUGGAGGUUUUCUCUCGGUUGCUCAAAUCGCGCUUUGAUUCAGACUAUAUUGUUCAUCACCCGAGGACUUCAGAAUUAAAAAUCUCGCACCUCAUGUUUGCCGACGAUGUAAUGAUUUUCUUUGAUGGUAGCAGCUCAUCUCUACACGGCAUUUCAGAAACUCUUGAUGACUUUUCCAGCUGGUCAGGUCUUUGUAUGAAUCAAGAGAAAACGCAUCUUUACCAUGCGGGUCUGGACCACAUGGAGGCCGCUGCUAUAACCAGCUAUGGCUUCCCAAUUGGCUCUUUCCCUAUAAGGUAUCUGGGAUUGCCCCUUAUGCAUCGAAAACUCAAAAUAAGUGAAUAUUCUCCUCUCCUAGAUAAGCUACCCGGAAGGUUCAAGUCUUGGGCUGUGCGCUCCUUAUCUUUUGCAGGGAGGCUGCAACUGAUUUCUUCUGUAGUCUCUGGAACCGUAAACUUUUGGAUUACAACUUUUAUGCUGCCAAAAGGUUGUAUCAAAAAGAUUGAAUCAAUGUGCAACAGGUUCCUAUGGUCAGGAGCCAUUGAAGGUCCCUGUCUCACGAAAGUCUCUUGGUCAUCGGUGUGCUUACCUAAGAAGGAAGGUGGUCUUGGCCUGAGAUGUUUCUCUGUGUGGAAUACAGCGCUUUGCCUCCGAUUUAUAUGGCUCAUGUUCUCCACCAGUGACUCCCUUUGGGUGGCUUGGCACAAGUUCCACUAUUUGCAAAGGAAAAGUUUUUGGGCUUUAGAAGAAAACCAGAGAGAUUCUUGGACUUGGAAAUCGCUUCUUAGGCUUAGACCAUUAGCUGAAAACUUCAUAAAGUGCAGAGUGGGAAAUGGUCGAACGGCGAGUUUUUGGUUUGAUACGUGGUCUCCUAUAGGACCAUUGAUCAAAGCUUUGGGUCAUGAUGGACCAAGAAACUUAAGAUUACCGUUAAAUGCAUUGGUGGCUGAGGCUUGUGACACUCAAGGUUGGACUCUACCAUCUCCUAGAUCAGAUGUGGCUCUUGAUCUUCAUGCGUUUUUGACAACGAUUUCAGUUCCAAAUACAAGCUUGGUCCCUGAUACAUAUGACUGGGUUGUGAAUGGGGUUAAUUGUAGAGGUUACUCUUCGAAGAUUACUUGGGAUUUCAUUAAACCCCGUGAAAAUGAAAAGGAUUGGUACAAGUCCAUCUGGUUCAAAGGGUCUACUCCGAAGCUUUCUUUCUUCAUGUGGGUUGCGCAGUUGAAUAGAUUACCAACAAGAAUGAGGCUGGCGUCUUGGGGACUGAAUGUACCUACGACUUGCUGUUUUUGCUCAACUGAAAACGAAACUAGAGAUCAUCUCCUGUUGCGGUGUGAUUUCAGUAAAGAGCUUUGGUCUGUGGUUCAUAGUAGACUUGGUUAUUUGAGCUUUUCUUUCCACUCGUGGUCUGAUUUAAUUGCUUGGAUGAAGGAAAACACUGAUCGUGCCCCUUGUACACUGAGAAAAUUGGUGGCGCAAGCGACGGUUUAUACACUCUGGAUUGAGCGUAACAAUCGAAUUUUCACGGGGGUAUCUUCUACUCCGGGUCAGAUUUUCAGAGUUCUUGACAGAUUGAUUAAAAAUUCCAUUACUGCUAGAAGAUCGCGUAACAGCUUCGGCAAUCUCAUGAUCUCCUGGCUUCAGUAA
Molecule: messenger RNA, 3372 nt
Organism: Microthlaspi erraticum
Lineage: Eukaryota; Viridiplantae; Streptophyta; Magnoliopsida; Brassicales; Brassicaceae
Source: the annotation of a GenBank genome assembly